GUGGACUUCUUGACGCUGAUGGUAUUCUUCCAUGUUUUGAUGGGUGCCAUUGACGAGGAGGCGCAGUGCCUGCACAGCCUCUCGGCGACGACGCAGGGCGGCGACCGGGACCACCUCGCCCCGGAGGUUCCAGCGGAUGGUGCCGCGGACGCUCACGGGCGUCCCGACGAUGCGGGAGGCGUCCUUAUGGACGCAGCCGCAGGACGUGCCCGGCCACCCGCGGCCUUCAAGUCGCCGAGGAGCCCGAGCGGCAGCGCCGGCGCCCUCGCCGCCAUCUCCGAGGAGGGCAGCAGCGAGGCCAGCGACGGCGAGCGCGGCACGGCCCCGAGGGGCGCCGACCCCGUGGCGGAGGCCGCGGCCGAGGCCGCGGCGGGGGCCGACCCGGAGGGCAGACGCAUCUGCGGGCUGCUCAUGCGAUUCGACCCAAGGCAGCUGCGGGCGGAGUUCCAGCAGCUGUACCUCAACCACGGGCCCAUCGGCAUGCACCACGGGGCCGGGGCGCCGCACUCGCCCAGGGCGCCGGGCGAGCCAGGCGGCGCGUCCGACGCCCGCGGGGUGCAGCAGCAGGGCCAGCCGGCCGACCCCGCCGCGCAGGCGAGGCGGGUGAGGGUGGCCACGGAGCGCAUGCGCGUGCGCCACACGAUGGCCGAGGCGAAGAAGGAG
Molecule: messenger RNA, 663 nt
Organism: Prorocentrum cordatum
Lineage: Eukaryota; Dinophyceae; Prorocentrales; Prorocentraceae
Source: the annotation of a GenBank genome assembly